GACUCUGCUGAGAGGGCGGCGCCUCGGGUUCUCCAGCUCCCGAACUCUGCAAGCUGUGUAGCCACGGCUCUGGGAGCAGCUGGGCCUGGCAGGUAGGCUCCGUGCCCAGGCAGCUGGACCGCCGCGAGUGGGAGGACUUGCGGGCGAUCGCGAGGGAUCACCAGGUGCCCGGCGCUGGUACGGCAUCCUCCGCACCUGUGUGGCCGUCCCUGCUAAAAGGGUCAGCUCUCGCCCUUAUCAGAUGGUAGAUCCUGUCGCCAAGUGACCGAAGCAACCAUUGUUUAUUGGGUUACAUACCAGGGGCUGCAAUGGACCUGGUUCUCAGUGCCGCCGAUUACUACUUCUUCACUCCAUAUGUGUAUCCAGCCACGUGGCCUGAGGACAACAUCAUCCGACAAACUAUUAGUCUCCUGAUUGUCACGAACCUGGGUGCUUACAUUCUCUACUUCUUCUGUGCAACCCUGAGCUAUUAUUUUGUCUAUGAUCAUUCCUUAAUGAAACACCCACAGUUUUUAAAGAAUCAAGUCUCUCGAGAGAUCAUGUUCACUGUCAAGUCUUUGCCUUGGAUAAGCAUCCCCACGGUCUCAUUGUUCCUGCUGGAGCUGAGGGGUUACAGCAAACUCUAUGAUGACAUAGGAGACUUUCCACAUGGCUGGAUUCAUCUCAUCGUUAGCGUGAUGUCCUUUCUCUUUUUCACGGACAUGUUGAUCUACUGGAUUCAUAGAGGCCUGCACCACAAACUGGUCUACAAGCACAUACAUAAACCUCAUCAUAUUUGGAAGAUCCCCACACCGUUUGCGAGUCAUGCUUUUCACCCUGUGGACGGCUUCGUUCAGAGUCUGCCUUACCAUAUAUAUCCCUUUGUCUUUCCACUGCACAAGGUGGUCUACUUAGGUUUAUAUGUCUUGGUUAAUGUCUGGACAAUUUCUAUUCAUGAUGGUGAUUUUCGGGUUCCCCAGAUCUUAAGGCCGUUUAUUAACGGGUCAGCUCAUCACACAGACCACCACAUGUUCUUUGACUAUAACUAUGGACAGUAUUUCACAUUGUGGGAUAGAAUUGGAGGCUCUUUUAAAAAUCCCUCCUCUUUUGAAGGGAAAGGACCACAUAGUUAUGUGAAGAACAUGACAGAAAAAGAAUCUAACAGCUUUGCAGAAAACGGCUGUAAAAGCAAAAAAGUAUGCAAUGAAGAAUUUACAAAGAACAAAUAAAUUAUUUCCCAAUUGUUAACUAUUUUAAAUAAGAAAAUAAUCUACACACAGUCAAGAUACAUAGCAAAUAAUGGUGUCAUUUGAAUAUCAGCAUUGCUUGAGUGUCAUGCUGAGGAAUGGUCCUGACAGUAAAGAGCAGGAAGAUACUGGGAGCAUUGUAAUCUCUUGGUUAAUUGUCCGACAUUGGUCCAGGGACAACUUGUGUCUUUUCAGCCAGCUGAUCUGCAGCCUGUACAACUCCGACAGCAUCUUUAAAUAUGAUAGAAAAUAAGCUACUGAAGAGGCUGGUCUGUGUCCUUUUGCCUUAAUCCACGCAUACUCAUUAAGGAAAAAAAAGUACCAUUGUGCUUAACAAUACUGAGACUAACCAGGAAACCCUAAAGAUGAAGAUGUUCCUGUUCCAGGAGCAGCUGGCUUUACAGCAGUGCUGGGGAAUUGCAGGAUUUCAUUCAAAUAGGAAUAUUAGUCCAAGCAGGCUGAUACAUGAGUGUCAAUGUAUAUGAUUUACUUAAUGGCUGAUGGAAUAUGAUUGUAUUUUCUUCCUAUACAUAGGCACCUUACCCUCUGGGGCAUUAUCAGGUUUUAAUAAAUGAAUAAAUAAAUGGUAAUUUUUCAAAAUGUCAGCUCUUCCAUGAUUCAGUCUAGAUAGGAGAUUAUUUAACUGAAGAUCUUGGUGAGUGUUAUCUUUUUAUUUUUUGGUUUUUUUGAGACAGGGUUUCUCUGUGUAGCCCUUGCUGUCCUGGAACUCUGGAGACUGGGCUUGCCUCUAACUCAGAGAUCUGCCUGCCCCUGCUGGGAUCAAAGGUGUGUGCCACCACUGCCCAGCUUGGUGUGUGUCGUUUAAUAACUCUACAGACAUGAAUCUGGAUAAUUCUAGAUAUAAACUUGUGGCACCUAGGUGAUGUCUUUUUUAAUUCAGUGGACACACUGUACUUUUGAUGUAUUUCUCAGUUACAAAGCUGACUUUUUUAAAUAAGGGAAAUAAUUGCCAAGUACUUAAGUUUAAGUACUUUAAACCUCAUCUUGUAUUUCUCCCCUCUCUUCCCACUACCUCUGCAUAAAAACAUGAAGAAAGGUGGGUAUUGUGAGCUAAGUUUAUUUUCAAGGGGAGAAGAUAUGUUUUUAUAAAGUUAUUCUAAUUACUAUUUAUGCAAAAAACAGUAAAAGUUGAUCAUGACUGCUAUUAUCCACUUAGCUGUUAGAGCACAAAACAUCCUUUUUGUUCAUUGGGGUCACUUUGAAGGUGUAGAGGUGAUGUGGGUUAUAAAAACUGAGAGCAUCCCUAAUGCUCAGUCACUCUGCCCUGUAUGCAAACAUCAGUCAUUGCAACCAUCUCUUUCUCAUUUGUUAAUUGACUAUCGAGUGCUCUGAGGAAGUGAAAACAAGAAGUAAAGAAGCUCUGUGUUAGGAUCUAGACUUCCCUUUUCCUGGAUAUACAACCCACGAGAACACUGGAUUUUGAGUACAUCAGCAUCACUAAUACAUGGACUGUUUAGGAUGUUAGAUGAAUCUGGCACCUAGCUCUUAGCAGUGUGCUGUGCAUACAAAAGGAUCCCUAAGAUACACGGUGUGGUACUACAUCAAGAAACAAUACCCCCCCCACACACACACACACCAAACAGGACAUCUCCAUCACCCCUAAUCCUCAAGGGAGAGGAGACAGAGAGAUUGAAAGCAGAGGCCAGGGAAGAUACAGCAAGUCUCUGGACAUGAGGGGCCUUUGUGCUCAUAAGCUCACUGUAGCUGUGGCUGCCAGCACAUGAUCCAGCCAGUCAGUAUUCCAGAGUGGAGGGGGUGAUGGAUAAGGUACCAGGGCUCAGAGUGUUCCACCUGUAGCUGGGAGCUUUUGAUAGUUGAUGAUUGCUAGGGAACAGAGAGUCUGUUUGCAGUGGUACAAUCUCUAAGUUGCUUUUGCAUCACUGGGUUACCUCCCAGGCCAAGGCCUGAUCUGACUGGACUCUGGCUUAUAAAGAAAAAGAAGAUAGGAAAAUUGGAGAGGGAUGAGGAAGGUUCUGGGAAAAGUUGGGUAUGAGAAAAAUAGCAUGGAUAUGAUCAAAAUGCGGUGUGUGUGUGUGUGUGUGUGUGUGUGUGUGUGUGUGUGUGUAAUAAAGAAUUGCUCGAGAGAUGAGUCACUGCCACCCAAUAGGAUCAAGCACAGAGAAUGGUGGCUCCUGUUUCCUGGGUUCUGGGAUGAUUGAGGUCAGUCUUCUGCUAGGCCCUCAGUAGGAGUAUGGUGGAGGAACCUGCUUUCCCUUCAUGCUGGGGGUGGGGCAGGGAGGUGAAAAACAUUGAGAUGAGUUACAGAAAUAUGUAAGUAAAAUUGAAGACAAGAUGCUGCUCACUGUGUAUUAUCUCUAAUGAGGUAAAAUUGCUAGUAUUUUUGUUGCUGUGGCAUUCUUUUUAAAAAUGUGCCAUAAACCAGUCUAUAGUAAAAUUGAAAGACAAAAAUAGAAGCCCAUCUUUACCCUAAAAUAGAAUAAACUUCUUAAGUGUAUGGCCCAUGCUUUACCAGGGUUUGGUGUAGGAAGAAAAAUAUUCAUAAAAACUUGUUUUAACAAAUAUUUGCUUUGUGAAGAUACAGUGAAGAUAAAUGUUCAAGGCCAGGAUAUAGCCUAAUAGACGGGUGCGUGCAUGGCGUGUUUACGGCCCUCAGUUGUCCCCAGCCUGUCAAAAAGGUUUUCUUCCUAAUCUCUAAAGUCAAGUUGAAAGCUUUUAUUAAUUCUUAGUGCAAUAGUGUUUAAAAUAAGUUACAUUCCAGUUUCUUCAACAGUGAAUUCCUAAGUUGAGCCUGUCAAGUCCUUGUAAUGACCUUGUAACCAUUUGUCUUUUUAUAAUGAGGUUUUCUUAAAUUUGGUAAGAGACUUAACAUUUGAUUCAGCCCCUGGUCAGACCUGUGUUCGAGUCCCUGAACAGCGUCCCAUCACUCGGAGCUAAUCACUCUGACAUAGGAUGAUGCUGUCAGAGUUGGGUCAUCUGGCUUAAGGCUGUGUGUAUGCCCUCUGGUGGAGCCAGCUUAUCUCAUAGCUUUUGUUAAUUUCCAGCAUUUAUUGCUGACUCUUUGAAUAUUAUAAUUUUAUUCAGCUAUUCAUCAGAUGAAAAUUUGACCCUUACUUAACAUGCUGCUAAAGAAACAAAUAUAAACUUAGUGCACACCCAUCUAUUAGGGCAGGCACUGGGUGGGUGUCCUCAUCUUCUGCCCCAGCUGUAUGGUUGCUUUCAUACAGUUAAGUGUACCUGUCCUAAUGGUACAGUUCAGUCUUGACAUUUCUGUACUAGUGCCAACAUCUUUUCCAGUUAAGACAGAACAGAUCCUUCACCAGCGUAUGUACCAUCUCCCUCUGCAGUCAGUAGGUCACCCCCUACCUCCAUGUGCACCCCAGGCAGUCACUCAUCUACUCUGUCCCUGGGGAUUAAUCUCGUCUGUUCUAUUAUUUCAUUUUAGUUGAAUCAGAUGAAUUAUACUCCUGUGUUGAAGUUUUAUUUUUAGCUUAACAUGUUUUGACAUGUGUGCUGUUGCAUUUAUCAAUAGCUUGUUUGUUUUUAUUGGUGAGUAGUAUUCCUAUUAUGAUAUACUUAUUAUACUAAGUAAUAUACUACUAUUGUCCAGUCUGUGUAUCUGUUGAUAGAUAUUUGGGUUAUUUCCAGUGUGGGAAUAUGUUGAAUAAAGCUACUGUGGACAUUUGUGAACAAA
Molecule: messenger RNA, 4899 nt
Organism: Mastomys coucha (southern multimammate mouse)
Lineage: Eukaryota; Metazoa; Chordata; Mammalia; Rodentia; Muridae
Gene: Sc5d
Product: sterol-C5-desaturase
Exons: 6
Coding region: 309-1208 (299 amino acids)
Molecular function (GO): iron ion binding; oxidoreductase activity
Source: RefSeq, a predicted model, not a curated record